Durotheca rogersii is the source of this 4059-nucleotide messenger RNA. RefSeq names its product CPSF A subunit region-domain-containing protein. The coding region runs from base 103 to 4023 and encodes 1306 amino acids. Lineage: Eukaryota; Fungi; Ascomycota; Sordariomycetes; Xylariales; Xylariaceae. Gene Ontology annotation, cellular component: nucleus; mRNA cleavage and polyadenylation specificity factor complex. The transcript is spliced from 4 exons. Gene Ontology annotation, molecular function: nucleic acid binding; protein binding. The record is from RefSeq and is a predicted model, not a curated record.
GUACCGUAGCUGACCUAUUACCUAGCUGCUCCUCCCAAUGCUCCCUGUCGACAACAUCUCCCACUGCACCAGGAGAUCUGAGAUGAAGCUGUCCGCUCCAAAAUGCAAUGCUAUACGGAGUUGACGUCCCCGACGGCCGUCACACAUUCCCUAUACCUUCCAUUCGUAUCGGCGCAGAGCAACAAUCUCGUCAUCGCAAGAGCAUCCCUCCUCCAGAUCUUCACCACCACGUCGGUCUCUGCUGAACUUGACAAGGCUCAGAAUGCCCAACUACAAUCCUCGCGACAAAUCGAGAACUACGAUGCCCGAAUUAAUGACGACGACGGCCUCGAGUCGUCCUUCCUCGGCGGCGACUCCGCCCUCGUGAGAUCCGACCGUUCGAACUACACGAAGCUCGUGCUCGUCGCCGAGUUCUCCCUGGCUGGGACCAUAACCGGACUCGCGCGUAUCCAGUCGCAGGCCUCCGCGUCGGGCGGAGAGGCGCUCCUGCUGGCCUUUAGAGAUGCUAAAAUGAGCAUGAUAGAGUGGGACCCCGAGAAGCACGCCAUAAACACCACAUCUAUACACUAUUACGAGCAGGAUGACCUGCAGGGAAGCCCGUGGACUGCUCCGCUGAGCAACUACACCAACUUCCUGGCGGCAGACCCGGGAAGCCGGUGCGCCGCGCUGAAGUUUGGGGCGCGGAGCCUUGCCAUCGUCCAGUUCAAAGGCGCGGGAGAAGAAGACAUUGACAUGGCGGAUUGGGACGAGGAGUUGGAUGGACCGCGGCCGGUCAAGGAGCCCUCCGCGGCGCUCCCAAAUGGAACUAGCAGCAGUGCAGACACACCAUAUUCAACUUCAUUUGUCCUUCGACUGCCCAAUCUUGACCCUAGUCUCAUCUGUCCCGUACAUCUUGCCUUCCUCCAUGAGUAUAGAGAGCCAACUUUCGGCAUCCUCUCUUCCACCACGUCGCCGUCCCUAGUCCUCGGUCGAAAAGACCAGCUAACGUACAUGGUAUUCACCCUGGAUAUCCAGCAAAAAGCAUCCACCACCAUCCUAUCCGUCAAUGGCCUGCCACAAGAUUUAUUUCGAGUCAUUGCCCUCCCCGCGCCCGUCGGCGGCGCCCUCUUAGUCGGCAGCAACGAGCUGAUACACAUCGACCAGGCCGGCAAGUCUCACGGUGUCGGCGUCAACCAAUUUGCGAAACAGGCCACCUCGUUCUCCUUAGCCGACCAGUCUGACCUUAAUAUGAAGCUGGAAGGCUGCGAGAUUGAGGCCUUAUCCGCCGAAAAUGGAGAGUUCUUGAUAGUUCUCAACGACGGACACCUAGCCCUGCUUACCUUUAGAAUUGAUGGCAGGAUCGUGUCUGGAUUAAGCCUUCGGUUGAUCGCACCCGAAGCCGGUGGCUCUAUCAUACCAACCUGCGUGACGACUCUGAGCAGGCUGAAUAAGACGUGUUUAUUUGCCGGUAGUGAGUGCGGCGAUUCGCUCGUUAUCGGUUGGACCCGCAAGCAAGGCCAGGCUGGAAGGAGGAAACUCCGCCUUCAAGACCCAGCACUAGACCUCGACAUAGAUGACGAAGACAUAGACGACAUGGACGACGACGACGACGACUUAUACGGCGAAGAAGACGCAUCCGCGAAGCCCUCACCGUCCCGGUUCAUCAACACUCCCGGUAGCAAACCCGGGGAGCUCGUCUUCCGUGUCCACGACCGCCUCGUCAGCAUCGCGCCGAUCACAGACUUUACCCUUGGCCAGGCUUUCUCAUUUGACAAGGAGGAAGAAAAAAAUCAAGACGGCGUUACCAGCGAUCUUAGCCUCGUAUGUGCGUGCGGACGAGGCAAUGCUGGCUCGAUUGCCAUAAUCAAUCGAAAAAUACAACCCAAAGUCAUCGGGCAUUUCGAAUUUCCUGAAGCGAGGGGCUUCUGGACUAUGGCCGCCCAAAAGCCGAUACCAAAGUCAUUACAGGGCGACAAAGGAGCUACACCGAUGGGCGCUGAGUAUGAGACAUUUGCGCAAUAUGACCGCUUCAUGAUUGUUUCUAAAAUCGACCUGGACGGAUAUGAGACGUCGGACGUGUAUGCCCUGACGGGGGCCGGCUUCGAGGCAUUAACGGGGACGGAAUUUGACCCGGCUGCUGGAUUUACUAUCGAAGCCGGCACCAUGGGCAAGCACAUGAGGGUCAUCCAAGUGCUCAAGACGGCCGUCCACUGCUACGACGGAGACUUUGGGUUGACGCAAAUCCUCCCUAUGUACGAUGAAGAGACGGGCGCAGAGCCCAGAGUGGAUAGUGCUAGCAUAGUCGAUCCGUUCCUCCUUCUGGUGCGAGACGACGCCAGCAUUUUCAUCGCCAAGAUCGACAAAAUCCUAGAACUUGAGGAAUUAGACAAAGGAGAUGCCGCGCUGGCUUCUACCAAAUGGGCUACCGGCUGUUUGUAUGAAGACAAGACAGGCAUGUUUGUCAAAGUUCAGACCGACAGGGGAGCGAAAUCUGGUGAAAACAUUAUCAUGUUCUUGCUGAGCAAGGCUGGCGCGUUACAUGUAUACGCCCUUCCCGAUCUUUCCAAACCAGUGUAUGUGGCGGAAGGCUUGCCAUUCGUGCCCCCUACCCUGUCAGCGAACUAUGCGGCAAGGCGCGGGACUGCAAAAGAGAUCAUCAAAGAAAUCCUAGUAGCUGAUCUCGGAGAUAUGACUUCCUCGAACCCAUACUUGGUCGCCCGCCACGAUAAUGACGACGUUACGAUAUACCAACCCUUCCGCACAUCUUCGGAGGCCGGACAGGAACUUGCAACAUCCCUUCACUUUCAGAAACUACCCAAUCCUACUAUAGCAGAUAACGCAGCUGAGGCCUUAGAUGACGAGGACGACGAGAUAUGGCGUCCGCUUGCGAUGCGGCGGUGUGAUAACGUUGGUGGUUAUAAGACAGUUUUUAUCCCGGGAAAUUCGCCGAGCUUCAUUCUGCGAUCGUCGAAGACCUUGCCAAAAGUAAUUGGAUUACAGGGCGACGGAGUCCGGGGGAUGAGCCCGUUCCACACCGAAGGCUGUGAACGAGGUUUCAUCUACGCAGACUUCAAGGGUCUCGCCCGAGUUUCCCAGAUCCCAAUUCGCAACCACACCUACGCUGAGAUAGGCAUGGCCCUCAGGAAAGUGCCGUUAGAUAUCGACGUACUCUCCAUCUCCCAUCACCCGCCGUCCGGGACUUUUGUCGUCGGCUGCGAUACCCUAGAGCCAUUCGAGUUGCCGAAAGAAGACGACUAUCACAAGGAAUGGCAGCAAGAGAAGGAUCUCACGCUGAAGCCCUUAGUCCCACGGGGGGUGAUCAAGCUGAUAAACCCCACCAGCUGGACCGUCAUCGACGCCAUCGAGAUGGAACCGUGUGAGACGGUAAUGUGUAUCGAGACCCUGAACCUCGAAGUCUCGGAGUCGACCAACGAGCGGAAGCAUCUGAUCGCUGUCGGCACAGCGGUAUCUCGUGGCGAAGAUCUUCCUGUCAAGGGCCGGGUUCUCGUCUACGACAUCGUUACCGUCAUCCCCGAGCCGGGAAGGCCCGAGACGAACAAGAAGCUGAAGCUCAUAGCCAACGAGGACAUUCCCCGCGGCGCGGUCACAGCGCUCUCGGAGAUUGGCACCCAGGGCCUGAUGCUCGUCGCCCAGGGCCAGAAGUGCAUGGUCCGCGGCCUGAAGGAAGACGGAACCCUCCUACCCGUCGCGUUUAUGGAUAUGAACUGCUACGUGACGGCGGUCCGGGAACUCCGGGGCACCGGUCUCUGCCUCCUGGCCGACGCCGUCAAGGGCGUCUGGUUCACGGGCUACACCGAAGAGCCCUAUAAGAUGGUUCUCUUCGGGAAGAGCUCCACCAAACUCGAGGUCCUGACGGCAGACUUCCUGCCCGACGGGGACGACCUCCUCAUCGUCGCCUGCGACUCGGACGGGGGCAUCCAUGUCCUGCAAUUCGACCCCGACCGUAGGCGUCCCCCAACCACCAAACCCCUCUCCUCCCCCUCUGCCCACGCAUAUUCCGGCCGCGCGUGUUUGUGGUGCUAACGAUCACGCGCAGAUCCCAAGUCCAUACAGGGCCAC